Podarcis lilfordi (Lilford's wall lizard) is the source of this 18927-nucleotide messenger RNA. NCBI's taxonomy places the organism in Eukaryota, Metazoa, Chordata, Lepidosauria, Squamata, Lacertidae. The record is from the annotation of a GenBank genome assembly.
GUACAGGUCCGAGAGGUUUUUCUUUUGCCCCACCACUUUCCUUUUGUUUGCUGCUGAAUCAGAACAAACAUCAAUCAGGUUUUCAGCAGAAGUGAAGGUGAGCUCUUAUACUGCAAAGCUGGAAGGAUAAACACCCACUAUUUGCUUCCCAGUGCUUUGAGGAUCUCUCUAUGUUUGAAUGUAUAGCUUAUACUUAUCAGUCUUGUUUGGACACCUAUUUGAACAUAUUGACUGCCUAUAUAUAGGUAUGUUUACAUCAGGAUCAAUGGAAUUAUUUUUAGGAUGAUGUCAUGUGAUAAAGUUUGUUUCCACACUUCUCUGUUAUAUUUGCAAUAAGGAUUUGAGAUGGUGACUACCCACAAUGACUAUACUCUACCUCCACAGUCAGAAGAAGAAAUGCUUCUGAAUAUCAGUUGCUGGAAACCACAAGGGUGUGUGUGUGUGUGUGUGUGUGUGUGUGUGUGUGUGUGUGUUAAUGUGCCUGUUUGCUGCUUGAGGGUUUCCUAUAGCCAUCUGGUUGGUCUUUGUGACAACAAGAUGCUGGACUAGAUGAGCCACUGGCCUGGUCAGGCAAGCUCUCCUUAUGUUCUUAAAUAAAUAAAAGAAAAACACACAAAGAUGAAGAGGAAGAAGCCAGUUCUUAUCCCUGUUUCAAUAAAUUUCCACUUAGCAGUCAGGUGUUGCUACAGUUAAUUAACUAAAUAAAGUUGUGGCCCUAAUUUACUCCACCACAUUUGUUUUGUCUCUUUAUUUGGGGUCUGUGGGUGGAAAACAUGUGCUGUACUACUGAACUAUGGUCCUUCUCCAAUUGGUUUUUUUAAAAUCCCCAUAAUGACUGAUUGGGUAAACAUAUGGUUCUUUGGAAAAUAUGUGGAAACUCCAUACAUGAUACUACCCACCGAUUAUGGACAGCGCUCCCAAAAUAUGUGCUCUCUGUAAAAUUGUGAAUUUAGGCAAUCCUACAGCUUAGUUUGGGAAGGGAUCCUUUUAUCGGCUUUAGUAGAAAUGAUAUAAGGAGUCAUGUACAAAUAAGUAUUAAGUUUUAAGUUUUAAGGUUUUUUAUGGUAAGACAAGGUUAAAUAAAUUAAGGUAAAUUGAAUGACAGAAUAUAGUGAAAGAUGGAAAGGAUUUGCUGAGUUAAUUCAUAGGUUAGAUCGUCAAGAUAAAUUAUAUAACAAAAACUGAGAAAGAUGGAAAGAAUUUGCUGAAACAAUUAAUUAAAUUAGAAUACAAAAAGGGAGGUGUGAGGAGGUCGAUGAAACAAGUAAAUGAAAGAUAAAGAUAUGGAACAUUGGAUGUGUGUUUUAAUGUUAUUGUUGUUGUUUUUUGCUGUAUUGUUGUAUUGUUUUUUAUACUUUUCCUUUUAUGUAUUGUAAUGUAUGUCUUGUCAAUUUUUUUGUUGUUUUCUUUUCUUCUUCUUUCUGUAAUUCUUAAACUUCUAAUAAAUAUCAUUUUUUUUAAAAAAGGAAGGGAUCCUUUUAUCAUAAAUAAACCUAGAACUGGCUUUCAAAGGCUCAUUCUAAAGCUUUUGGAAAUCUCUGGGCAUUCUUCCACUGAUUCCAUAAUGAGGUAGUUUGCAGAAAUAAGUCAAUAUACAUUUGAACAAUAUUGUGUUGGAAAAGUCAGGAAAUUCAGCCCUUCUUAUACAGUAUAUGAAUUCUCCUUUGUCUCUUGUCUGUCAUUUACAAAUGACUGCAUGUCUUUGACAGAUGUUUCCCUAUUUGUGAGAAGAUGUUCACAAAUGAUUCUCAUGUUUAAUAAACAUUUUUCCCCACAGUCAUUUUUCCCCAACACGGUUUUCAGCAAUAGCAAAUAAGGAUAUUUCAUUGCCAAGUGGUUACUUACUGUUGUGCACAUGCAUGUAUGAACAUAUUAUUAUGAGUUGGGGAGUUGUGAUGGACAGCUGUGCUAGACCAGUCUUAGAAUUCCAGCAAAGGGCUGGAGCCUCUCUCUGAUUGGCUACCAAGAUAGCCAGCCAGAGAGGGUGGAGCCAGCACUUUGGAAGGGAAAAUAAAAGGAGCCGCUUCUGAGAGAGGGUUCAGAUGAGGAGAUUGAUUAAGAGAGAUCAGGAAGGAGAGGAGAGUUGGUUUUGGUCUGUGUGUAACACCCACUCUGUGGAAAAUAUCUACAGCUAGAGAAAGGAGUCUCUGAGCUUCAAUAUGAAGACAGUGUGUAGUGUCUUGGGAGAGUCUUCAGAAAGGAGUUAAUUGGAGGGCUGAGUUUAAGCAGGAGAAGUAGAAGCUGUGAGGAUACCGUCUCCUUGGGUCUCAUGACAGUCAGGAGGGGAGAGAUCUAGAAAGAGAAGACUCCCAAACCAGUUAAGAGGGGUGUGGUGAACUGCUGAGUCUGUUAUACUGCCAGAAGUACCUCAGGAAUGGGAGUGAGAAAAGGUUGGGAAACUGACAGAAAGUUCCACCCUGUUUAAGAACCAAUGUAUUAAGUUGUAACACCUAUGCAACAGUUAAGAUAAGGAACAGAAGUGAAAUAACAUCACUUCACGUUUAGCUAAGUCUAAAACCUGUAACAUCUAACUGAAGAGUAAUAAUGUAAAAUAAGCAACUGAAGUUUAAAAGAACUGCCUUGUUUGGAAGCCAACAACACCCACUAGAUUUAGUAUAAUGAUUAAUAAGUUUACUAUUUCGCGAAGGUACAUUAUCUCUGGACAGUUUAUCAACUUUGUUCUGUAAAAUAAAUAUUUUCUCAUUUGUUCAACUUCUGUCUGAAUCUCCAAGGAUCUAAGUUUACCCUCACACAAAAACCAUAUGAUAACCCAUGGUGGUUAUAUAGAGUAUCCGUAAGUGGGAUCCACCACAAUUGAUAUCCAGAACAGUGGGAUCUGCUACAAAUUGGUGUUAGCGGUGGGAUCUGCUAUAGGGGGUCAGUCUGGAUGAUACCUGGAGUACUUUCCAAUUCUUGGGAUCCUGUAUCUGGGUGGAAUGUAUGAGAGCAAGCUUGCCAAGCUUCUUUCUUUACCAAAGUUAUGCAUUUGGCUAGCUACACACUAUUAUAACCAAAGAAAUUGCUCUGUGCCAUAAGGCAAAUGGAUAGGCCAUCCCCACCACGACACACCUAGUUGCUAGGUAAGAUAACAAUAGCCAAAGUGGUGUGUAUGAGCUGAGCUGGAAGCAGGAUGGAAGCUGCAGUCAGAGACUUGCUCGCUCUGUGCUGGAUCCAAAGCAACAACCAAUGGAGAAGCUAGAUCUUUAGGAAUGUUAAUGUUUUUAGCCCCUCCAUUUCAGGUUGGCUGAGGUUGUAUAUAUGUGUAAAUAAAACCAUAUAUCCUAAAGACACCACAAUCUCUGUUGACCUUCAUUCCAAGGAAACCACAUUCUGGGCAAGCACUGGAACCCCUGAAAUCUCUCAGUGCUCAAUAGAUUGGGUGAUGUAUAACAAUAUGAAACUGAUACUGAGUCAGAACAGUGAUAAGCUUGCUCAGGGUCUCAGGCAAAAUCUGUUGCGUGGCAAGACCCUCAAGCUGCCCCCCCCCCCCAUUAGGAUAAAUAAAUUCACACAGACACGGAUAUUUUGUUUAAGGUUUUUGGGCAAAAAUUUGGCCACAACUUUAUUGAUUACAGGAAUGAGAGCGGUAUUUGCUUAGGCAUUGGCAAGACUAUAUCUGACUCCUACCCCCUUUGCAGGAAGUCCGUAAGGGUCAACCACCCAAAGGGAAAUUGCUUCGGGGGAACCCGCCUGCAUUUCCCCUGGUGUUCCCAGAGGCCUGGCAUGGCCCUAGCCCCUCAAGCAGACUUCAGACAGGAACCAGGCCCCGGAUUCCUUUAACGGAAUACCCUUGAAACUGGAGGGGCAGGCGAUGGCUGACCUCCCCUUCCCCAUUCACCAUAAGCCAAUGCCUAACUGCCAAACCUUACAAAGUUGUGACAAUUGCAAAAACCAAGUGGCCCAUGCCAAUUUGCCAAAUGGAAAAAUUCCUACCCGGAUCCCGACUCAAGCCAGGCAACCAACCAAAGUCCAAAGCAAGGCCAAAGGAUCUAAAUUAAAGGGAGGGUGGGCGGGUGUUUGGCAGUGCCAAGCAGGAGCCAAGCACACGUCGCACUGCCACUUUUAUACUUUUCCCCACCAUCACCCUUUGAAUUGAUUGGGCAAUAGCCCUGGGUGAUUGUGGUGCCACCCUGGCGUGAGGGCAAUAGCUCCACCCAUGCCAGGGUGGUGGUGGGGAACCAGGUUGAGAGCCUGCCCACAACCAGGACCAUCUAUUAAGAUGAUCCCAUUUAUUAGCCCUACUACCAGAGCUCCUUGUGAAUAGAGAUGGCAGGGACUGAACUUGUGACCUUCAUUCUCAGUGACCCAUCACUGAGCUACUGACCAUUCUCAGUGGUGAGUAAAAUCUGGUAGCCCUUUUGUUUCUGAUCAAAAUCCAGGGGAAACAGAUGGUGAAAUGAGAUUCUUUUCACCAGUUGGCAGGACAGAUGGGACAACCAGCUACCAUAUGGUUACAUCAAGGUUAGUCAAUGUGAUGUUCUCCAGAUGUUGUUGAGCUCAAAUUCCCAGUUGUCCUAAACAGCUUGGUAAAUGGUCAAGGAUCUUAGGAACUGAAUCUGGGCAUCAUCACGGGAUUGCAUCGGAUACCCCUGGGUAGGGAUAAGUGACUGGCAACUUUGGUUUCUCCAGACUUAAUCUCAUUUCUCUGCAUGUUCACAUCUGCAUGCAUUUCUUUUUAAAAAAGUUUUCCUGGAAAUUCCUCAGCAGCUUAGUGUGAAUUUCUUCUAAUAUACAUAUUUUAAUGCAGUUCUGUCUAAUAUAAUGCAUUUUAUUUUCACCAAAAUAUGCAUUUCUAUGCACACUUUACCCCAGUGUAUACAUAGUUGUACACAUAAUGUGGUUGGAUAACUGCAUUGCAAAAAUUGGAGAAGUGUCAAUCAAUCUCCAUAAUCGCAAUGGUUUUACAAAGUGCUGCCACCAUCUUAGUACACCCUAUAUGUCCCCACUGUGGAAGGAUGUGUGGAUCCAGAAUUAGCCUCCACAGUCACUUACGGACUCACUGUUAAAACUGUGUUUAUGGAAGACAAUCUUACUCAGCUACGAGUGAUCACCAGAGAAAAAGAAGACACCCUAUAAUUUGUGAUUCAUACAAGUAGUGCCUACAUGUAACCUUGGAGGGCAACCUUUAUGUAAACUGGUGCAAAAUGAUGUAAACUCUCCUGAGCUGGGGAAUUGUUACCUCCUUGAGCUCACCAUGGCAUGAGGGAAAUAACAUCCACUUUUGUAGUCUAGUAUUGAGCACCAGUCCCAUGUUUCAGGACUGGGUAGUGGGCAGCAGACUGAGAUGAGCCAGUCCGAAAAUGAAAAAUCUGUUCAGCUCUAGUUUCAUUACUUUUCUUAUCUCAACUCAGUCUGGAACAAACAAAUUACAUCCAGAACUGGCUCCGUGUGUGUAUAUACAGUGCAAAAAUGUCACUAUGUGAGCCCUCAAACAAGCAUGUUUGCAAAGGGGAUGUAGUUUGACUUCAUUAAAAAGCCCCCCUAUUGGCAUGAUCUGUAUUUAGUUCUUGGAAAUGCAAGUUCAGCGGCUUAAUUCCCAGCAUGCUAAGGUUAGUUAGCAAAUGGUCCUGUUGCCUGGCAGUGCAAACAUUUGAUUUCUGGCAAGACAAAUCUACAGAGUUCCUGGCAAAAACACACACAAGUGGAUGCUUUAUUCCUCCUCUUUUUCUGCAAGCACACCCAUCUCAUUUUGGAGUCUCUAGAGACAGCUAAGAUACGGCUCUGCAUUUCUGACCACGGAAUGCAAAAUUAUUCCUUUCAGGAGAAACAUUACAUGAACCUGUUGGCAACCCAAACAUACAGAAGGUUCAGCUUCCUCACAAGACCAGCCUGGUGUGACUUGUGAAAGAACAAGUCUUGUUGAUUUGCUGCCAGUGGAAAUUACUGGUGGUCACACCAAGGCAAACAUACCAGAUGGAGUCCUGAAAGGGGAAAAAAAUAAACCAACCUGAUUUUUGCAAUCACCAGCCAUCAUAUAUUUAUACAGUACCUAUGCCACCAUUCUGAUGUGGAGUUAUAACAACAUAAGAAGAGCCUUUUGGAGGCAGCCAACGGCUCAUCUAGUCCAACAUCCUGUUCUCACAGUGACCAACAAGAUGCCUAUGGGGCACCUGGAAGAAGAACUUCAGUGCAAGACUUUGGACUAGAUUACCCUUGUGAUCCCUUCCAAUUCUCCCCAUAUGUGUUUCCAGCAACUCUGAUUCAGAGGCAUGCUAUCUCUGAUAGUGGAGGUAGAACAUAGCCAUCAUGGCUGGUAGGCCUUGAUAGCUGUAUCCUCCACACUGAUGAGCAUCACUACCUCUUGCAGGAGCAAAUUCCAUGGCCUAACAAUGGACUAUGCAAAAAAAAAAAAAAAUUCUUUUAUCUGCCCCAAUCCUCCAGCAUUCAGUUUCAUUUGAUGGGUGAAAACCAUUUUCCUAUCCACUUUCUCCAAACCAUGCAUUCUUUUAUACAUUUCUAUCAUCUUUUCCCUUGCCUUUCCUCUAAACUAAAAAACCCCACAAAUGUUGCAAGAGUCCAGAGAUAUUUCACACAAUUUAUAUGUGGUGGGGGGUAUGGGGUGCAAGGGAAGGGGCAGUGUCUCUGCUGGGGGACAUGCCAUGCUCCUUCUGAGUAGUUGGUCCACCAUUCGACCCCAUCCUGCACUCAGCUCUCACCUGUAGUUCCUAGAAUCUGUCAGCAUGUGACAGUGGUCACACCCCCAGGUAAUGACUUCAAAUGGUCAGCUAAACCAAGUGGAGGUAGCUGAUUGGUCUUAAACACUUGAUGAAUUAGAGAUUUGUCUAUUCCUUGUAUGCAAGCAUGGGCCCCAGUGGAUUGAGUGGACAAGACCAACAGUGGGCCCAACAGUCAAGAAGGCAGUUACUCCACGUGCUGUAGAGGGAAAUGAGGGGCAGCUGGGGCUCGUCAACCUGGGAAGGUAGCCCAUCUAGGAGAAGGAAAACUCUUAUCCUAAACUUCCACUGCCUUGUGGCUAUACUCAUUAAUGAGAAAGGCUUCAGGAGUAAACCCUGAGGAAAAAUCUGUACCCAUGGCCUUGCUAAGGAAUAAACCCUACACAAAUCUGGAGUGGAGUUCCUAAGAUGGCUUAUUGGCAUCGUGUAUGCCUCCUUCCAGCAAUUCCUGCAGCUAAGCUGGUGCUAAAUUUAUUGCUUUGCUUUCCUUUGGACCACAUCACUGAGGCCAAGAGGUGGAUCUUGUCGUCUAGGCAGCCCAGGACCUCCAUACACACUACUCAGACUUGUGCCCUGGAGAGGUUGCACCAAAAAUAUUGUGAGAGGCAGCAGUUACGAGUUAUAAGCUCGACCUGAUUGGCAUAAGAGACAGGCACUACGGGUUGCCUUCAUUGGUGGGAGAGAUUAUCAUGUCUCACUGGUCAACUACUGCCCACCUUAAACCGAAAGGCCCCCGGUCAAUAAAGUGCUGAUCCGCCACUGUCUGACAGCUUCAGUGUGUGGAUAUGGUUCAGGGAAGGUCAAUUCCUGGUAAAUAUACACAGUGAUUGAUGAAAUAUCUAAUGGGAACAGAAAUCAAUUGAAAAAAGUACUUUUGUGUGGGUGGGGUAGUAGUUAAGCAUUAGCCUACUUUCCCUUUAAUUUCCUUAAUAUACAGAGCUGUCUCCCUGACCCCAUUGCAACCAUUUUCCUUAACACAAUGAAAUUAUAUUAACCUUGUUGAACAAUCUAACUGACAGCUUUAACAAUCCCAAUGAUUACACAAAUGGAAAACAGUCAUGCUGCAAACUGCAGAUUUCUUGUCCCCUGCUGGGCAUUCUUGGGGCCCUUGCUAACUCAAUUAGCCCAGUAUUUCUGCAGGAUGUGCCAUUUAAUUUACUAAAAACCACUCACAAAGGCUACUGGAAGGCUCAAUUGAGAUUAAAACAGAGGAUUAUUUUAUUAUUUAUUAUUAUUAUUAUCAUUGCAUGUUCAGACCCAGAGAUCUCACUCCUAAAUAAACACACAAUUGACUCAAAUUUUAGUUUUAGUUUUUGGCAGAAUUUAGGCCACAACUUUAUUGAUUACAGAAAAGUGAGUGGUUGCAUAGGCUCUGGUUCAACUAGCUCCCUGCACCCUUGCAGGUAGCGCUGACCCAGAGCUCCAUCAUAGGUCAGCCAAGGGUGAACACCUGAGGUAGGUGAAAAGCCUGGGAACAGACUCUGUCCACACCCCAGAUGCUCCCCUGGACUCAGGCAUGGGCACAACGCUCUCUCGGGGGUUGACCAAACCAAGUUGAGUCCCUGGGUUCCUUUAAUGGAAUGCCCUUCACAUAGGGAUGGUGAGACCGCUCUCCCAUCCCCAUCACCUGAGCCAGAGCCUAUCCACGAUUUGCUACGCAGCAGGAGAAACCCAAAUAGCAACAGCCAAUCAGCCAAGUGGGGAAAAUUCCUGCCAUGCCCCUGUCCCAACGACAGACAACACACGACGGCAUAGCAAAGUCAAUCACAAGAUGCCCUAAAAAUAGGGAGAGGUGGACGAGUGUUCUGAUGCACGAGCCGAAAGAGGAAGCUCUGUCCCUUGAUCCGUUUAGACUGCACCCUAGUGACCAGAUUAAACCCAGCAACGAGGGACCUACCAAUUGGGGGUUGUGGCUGUCCAAUAUACCCACCCACAACCAGGAGGGCAGUCUCUAGGUCUCACCGCAACACCUGCCCUCUCUUAGGGAGGACACACUUUAUCAAAUGGUAACAAAAAUGUAUGUCAGGGCAUUAAGAAGUAAAGCACACUUCAGGUCAAAAAGAUUUUUUGUAGGAUUCUUUCUGAGAAGCUUGGUUCAAGUUGAAUUUUGUACAUGUCCCAGAACUAAAUGUGCCCUUGGUGUGCCCUGAGAAAUGAGUUUGAUGCUAUUGCAAAGGAAUCAGAGGAGGGACAAGGGCUCAGUGGUAGCAUGUCCCCUUGUCUGAAAUUCUGGACAGUUACUGCCAGUCUGUGUGAGAAAUAUUGAGCCACAUAGGCCAAUGGCCUAAGUAUAAAGCAGUUACCUAUUUUGCUAAAGAUACAGUCUUAGAAUCAUAGAGUUGGAAGGGACCAUGAGGGUCAUCUAGUCCAACCCCUUGCAAUGCAGGAAUCUCAGCACAUGGUCCCUCAUCCAAUGGGGAACCAUACUGGACCCUGCUUAGCUUUGCAAAUGUGCUAGCAGUUUUAUUGCUGCUGGAAUUCCAUAGCUGUGACUACCAGUCAUGUUUUGGUCUUUUUUUAAAAUGUAAGACCUCUCCACUCCCUGGCCAUAACCCAUAACCCUUUCAGGUGCUAUGGCAAGCGGUGGGGCGGGGGCAGGGUCCUCACCACUUUUAUCCAACAAAAUAGAAGGAAAUAAUAAAAAACAUACAGUCCUGGCAUAAUCUAGAGCAGUAAAUGUUACUGGAUUAGCAGUAUAUCUGCAGAAGCAGGCAAAGCACUUGGCAACCUGAUGGCAAAUAUGCACACCCUCCCCAGCAAACACUCUCCUGAGGUGGGACAGUAUCCUUGCUGCCCUUACCAGAAACUGGAGGUUUUGUCAGAUGAGAUGCUUGAUAAUGGCUUUCCCCACGAGGUCUUCAAAAAAUAGUGUGAACACCACUCCUCCUGAGUCUAUUCUUGUAUUGAGCACAGAAUUUAUAGCAUAAAAUGCACUAACCUGAUUACACCUCGUGAAAACAAGGAAUCAGGACUUUAGCAUUUUAUAAAAAUUCAGUUUUAGAGCUAUAUCACUGGUGUGUUAUCUCAACAUCCAGUUAAAUACAAUGGUGAGCUUUCUCACAGAAUGGUUAUGACUCCCACUUUGUCAAUGAAAAGUUUUUAUAAGUUAUUUGUAUUUGUCAGGGUAGAGGGCAUACUGCUGUUGUAUGAUCCAUUUAAAAAGAGUGGAUAACUGUGGUAUUUUGCCUGUUUGGCUAAGAGAAAAAAUUAUGCCCACAGUUAGGUGAACUCUUAACGUGAAGGUUCUGCAAGCAAAUAAUAGCUAAAGGUACAAACAGAGAUCUGGGUCCCCGUUUCUCUGUUUGUUUUCUUUGCCCCCCCCCCUUUCCUUUUGAUUGAAGGCUUAUAUUUUAGAUGCUCACAUGCUCAUUUUCACUUCUAUCUUAACUGAUGACAAGGGGAAGGUAGAUGACAAAGGGAAAAUAAGAACAUACCUUCAAGGAGACAUGUAUAUGUGAAUGAAAAUUUACUGACUGUAAGAGGAACUUUCAGCCCAAAGGCCACAUUUUCUUCUAGGCAAUCUCCAAGGCACCACGUGCUAGUGGUGGAUGAGGCCAAAAGUGAAAGUGGGUGGAGUUACCUUUAUACUGUAUAUACUUUAUACUGUUCCCUUUAUACAGUAGGCAAGCAAGAAGUACUAUCAGAGUGCAAGGACACUUUCUAACCAGACAAAAACUCUCAAGGAGAAGUGCCUCUUGGGGUUGUGGCUGGGGAGGGUUGCUCCUUGCCCCUGCCUUCUGCCUUGUCUUCUAUUCCUGGCUGGGUCUUGGUUUUGACUUAACCCACAAUUCCUGGUUCCUGUCUUCUGUGGUUCUGAGUUGGCUUUAAUUCUGGUUGUCUCUCAGCAAUAAAAUAUAAUUUUUGAAUGUUUUUAAUGAGAUUUGCACAUGGACAAUAGGAGAAAGUGUAUUGUGUAGUUCUGGAGCACAGAAUUUCAUCCUAAAGCUUUGGUUGCACAAGUGAUGGUCCAAAUGUUACCAGUUUGGGGCAAUUUCGUUCCAGUCAAAGUCUUCCUUGGGCUAAUGCCUGGCCACACCUCACUCUUGUCUGGCAUAUUGUAUUUCUAUUUCUCAUUACUCCUUUCUCUUUCCAGUAUAGGUUACCUUCACACAUUAAACCAGUCUUUCCCAACUUUGUGACUUCCAGAUUUGUUGGACAACAACCCCAGUCAUCCCUGGCCAUUUGCCAUGCCAGCUGCCACUGAUGAAUAAGGAGCCCAAAACACAUGACAGGCAGCAGGUUAGGGAAGUCUAUAUUAAAGAAAUAAACAGUAUGACUGGUUGUUGCUUGUCACUGGAAAGCUGUAUCAGAGCUGCUAAUGGAGAUCUGGAUUAAUUCUAUCUGAGACUUGGCUCUCUUGGAUCCCCUUAUGUAGCAAAAGAGGGAAUGUCUGAAAAGGGGAUAGGUUUGAGGUUUGAUUUCUGUUUUUCAUGAAUAAAGGACUACAAACAUGUAAUAUUACAAACAUGCUAAUGUCACACAUGCAUGCUGCGAGGCAUGAUGAUGUGUUGUGUGCACACCUGUGGCUUGUGUGUGUGACACGAGCACACCCCCUGUGGUAUGCAUGCAUAGCCAUCAGGGAAUUUUGAGGGGGCCCUUGUCUCCCUGCCUCCCCCACCCGAUGGCAUGCCUGUAUUGAAGAGUUACAAUGCCUGUAGUAGGUGUAAAAAUUGAUAUGGGAGAGACCUGUUUCAUUGCAGGUGAGGCAGAUGAAGGUGUUCGAUUUUGCUGCAACAGGUGUACCAUGACAUUUCUUCUCUAUGCACUCCUCCUAGUGGUCAUUCCUCAUGUGGUCCCUGCUGUAGAUACACAACCUGACUUUCUGUAUCCAGGCAUUACAAUCAUCUGCAAAGGAUUCCCAUAUGGUGGGUUUCAUUUUGCCAGUCUUCACAUCACAUUUGCAGACAUUUUUGCAAGGAAGAGUUGGUCCACCAACAGGCCUAGUGUCUAGAGCACAUCCUUGGGGUUCCUGUCAUCUUCCAUUUUGUGUAUAUGACCAAGGCAGCAGAGACGUCACUGAGAGAGUAGUGUGAACAUGUUGGGAAUGUGAUCUAUAGUUUCAGGCUAUAGAAUGACUAGCAUAGUUUUCUCACAAAACAUGUGUACAUUAAUUCCAUUCUCGCAAUUAACAUCACAUCUAGUUCGUAAGGAACCAUCUCCAUUACAAUGAUAACACAGGCUUGAUUCCUUUUUGUUUUUGCCAUGUUUCAUAGCAUAAAUUGAAAAUGUAGCUCUCACUCAUAAACGAAUAAGACUGUCUUUCCACCAUGCACAAUGCACUACUCCCGUCAUCUUGACCACACCACAUCGACCACCAGCAACAAAAAAACCCUAAAUGCAGGAAAGAAUAAGUCUGUCACCCAUUUUUAUAUCCUGAUUUGUUGCAGUUGGAGCCUCUUUUGUAUAACAUAAUUAAGAAAAGUACUCCACAAGAGGUCCUUGCAUCCACUUUCUUCUAAAGAGAACUUGUAACACAAUUGGGCCCCAUGCAAAUAACUUGCAAAUAACCUGAAGGCCACAUCCUGUUCAAUUACAAUUAUCACGCAAGCCAAAUUCUUUGCCUGAAGCCCUCCUCAUUUAUCCAAACAAUUCCACAUGCACUUUCUUUGCUGUCCUGCAGAUGUAUAUAGUGUAUCUCUGACCCCUUUUUGAGUCAUUAGCAAAUGUACUCAUAACAGAACCAUUGAUCACAUUCACAGCUACCCCCAGGGUGAUUAAUGAAAUAUGCAAAGUGAACAAAAUCACACUCAGAAUUGAUUCCUAAAGCAUCCUAAUGAUUGUUCUUCAAAUGUGAAUGAUUCACUUUCCCUCAUGCCUCCCAUGUUUUAUUCUUAACCAUUUUUAAAAAAUCAAUAAGAAUUUGCACACAUGCCGCACUGGGUUUUGCCUUGAAGUCUCAAAGUGCUUUGCAAAAUAAAUGAGGCCCUGCAGCGUUCAAUCUGCUGAUUAUCUUUUGCUUUUUUUCCUAGGUGGAAAAGAUGGUAAAAUGAAGUGUGUUCAGUAUCUACAGAUUGUAUCAGAGAUACUGCAAAAACAUCUGAAGUGGGUUACUUUGUACACAGGGAUGGAAUGCAUCCUGCCCCUACAGAUAAUUCUUCUGUAGCUUCUACUGCAGAGGAGAUAGCACACAGCCUGAACAUAAAUCUGAAACAAACAAGACUUUAUUAAAACACACAUCAAAGACACAUCUAUAGCAGCUGCACUACUUCUGCUAGAGAAUUAAACACUGAAAUCUAAGCUUUGCAAGAGAUCAACUGUGGUCCAAAGAAGUGUAAACAUUAUUAUUAUCAUUUGUUACACUUAUUAGUUGCUUUUUUAUGAAAAGUAAUUUCAAAGCAACUUACAAUAUAAUGCAUAAAAUUAAAACUGAUAUAAGACUAAAACAAAAUAAAAGCUGAAAACAUUCAUAUACAGUGGUACCUCGGGUUACAAAUGCUUUGGUUUACAAACGCUUCGGGUUACACACUCCGCUAACCCAGAAGUAGUUGCUCCAGGUUGCGAACUUUGCCCCAGGAUAAGAACGGAAAUCGCGCGCCGGUGGCGCGGUGGCAGCGGGAAGCCCCAUUAGUGAAAGUGCACCUCAGGUUAAGAACAGUUUUUGGGUUAAAAUGGAUCUCUGGAAUGAAUUAAUUUGUAACCCAAGGUACCACUGUAUACAAAAUGUAGUCUAACACAUCCCAUCCACUAAAGGAGGCCUCAGUAUCUAAAACUGUCUGAGUUAAAGGUCAAACACUUGGCUAAAAAGAAACAUUUCUGCCUGGAACCUAAAAGAAGCCAAUGAUGGUGUCAUGUGUGCCUUCCUGGGGAGAGCAUUUCAUAAGCAAGGAGUCACUACUGAAAAGGUCUGUUCUUGUGUUGCCAACCUCAGCACCUUUCUUGGAGAAGACACAUGGAGCAGCAACUCAGAUGAACACAAGGUCUGGUGUGUUCCAUGUGCAAAGAGGCAAUCCUUAAGGGUCCUGAGACACAUGAGGCUUUAAAACUGUCUUCCACUGGCCAACCAUCUAAAUUCUGGGCAUGAAUUUCAUAAGUUAAUUAUUGUUUAUGCUGAACAAAAAUCAAUAUCACAGAGAGAAAGGUUCUGGCAUUAUGAAAGAAGGAGAAUAAAACAAAAUUCUUCAUCUAGAUCCCCCUUGGUAUUUUUUGUUAUAAUUAUCCUAUAUUUGCAUUCCUAAAGGGUUUCAUGAUGAGUUUAAUUUGUGUCAUCACAAGGUACAAACCCUGAAUCUUUUACAGUCUGGAACAAAGAAGCUGCAGUCAUGACUACCUCUUCAUCCCAGAGCUAGCACAUGGGCGGGGAGAGGCAGGCAGGCAGAGAAUUAGUCAGACAUGCCAUGUACUUGUAUCCUGAUGUCAGGCUGCUGCCAGCGACUACCAUGGCCGGUUGCCCAGGAACAUUCAAAGACAAAGAAUGUUCUUACCGUCCACUUUUUAUGUAGUAUUUACAGAGAGAGGAUAUAAAACCCAGAGUCUUGGAUAAUGGUGUUGUCCCGCGUGAAUCCCCCCCUCCGUCUCUCCCACUUCCUCAUUCAUCAUCCUCAUCGUCUCCUCUAUGGGUGCUGCCACAUGCCCUCUGUCUCUGAGCUCUUUGCUCUCCUACUUUCAAGGCUUGCCAGGUUCUGGAAGGGGGGGGAGGUCCUGGAAUGCUUUCUAAAAACACUGUGUCCAUCAGCUGUCACCCCCCUGGUGCUUCCUCCUCCUCCUCUUCUCCCAUUAUUUCCCAACUUUUCCCUUUAUCUGCCUCUGAGCUGUGACCUCCUUCAACCCCCUUUUGCAAUUCUAAACUGUUUUCCUCUUCUCUAGACGGGUCAGGCUGGGAAGGCGGUCUCCACCACUCUUCCUCUGCCCAGUUCCUGACACCUGAUGAAGUAUGAACCAGGACAUCUCAUAUGCUCACCACUGCUAUGGUGCAUGAAUGUUCUACCCUUUGCUAGUAAUAACACCCUUCCCUGUUCAUUAGUACUAUGUAAGUAAUACUGUUGGCUUACAUCACAAUGUUAUUUUAUGGACUAUUGAGAUGGUGAACCUGAUAGCAGUGGUUACCAAUUAGCUAAGUACUGUAGACCCUCUGCUUUUCAAAAGCCAAACUGUGGACCCCCAUACUUUUGAACAUUUUGAUAUCUCUAUGAUAGUUUCUGUUAUGUGAAUGGAGUCAGAGACCCCAUGGCUGGGUUGUCCACAGACUCUCUGGGGUCCACAGACUACCAAUUGGGGGCCACUGCCUUAUAGGUUAGGGGUGGGGAACCUGCAGAUCUCCAGAUGCUGUUGGGCUACAACUCCCAUCAGCCCAUUUGCUGGCAGAAUGGGGUUUAUGGGAUUUGUACUACCGCAACAUCUGGACAUCCACAGUUUCCCAAUCCGUGAUAUAAGUGUUAAUAAUGAUUAUGAUUUACUUGCAUAGUUUUCAGCUAUCCAAUAGUCUCUGAAAGGAGGAAUGUGAUCAAAACAGGGAAUUAUAGAGAAGAGAUCAUAAGACAGCAAUUCUAUACCUUUAUUUGUAAGCAUCACUGAACGCAAUCUGUGUCAAUGUGCAUAAGACUGGGCUGCAUACUGUUCUAUAUGGAGCUUUGAGCCACAAGCAAACCUGCCAGAUAUAAUUGAGGGAUAUAGGAGAGCAGAUAGUUUUAUGUUACCUGCUCUUGAAAUCCCUUCAUCCUCAUUCUCCCUUUCUCUAGUUGUCAAUCUUGAACCUAUCACCAGCUCUUCCUUUACUAAUAGGAAAAGACAGCCCUUACCUGGAGCGAGCUCUCCAAGACAGACCCAGGUAUGAGCCAAUUUUUUAUUUCCAAGUGGAACUAAUGAAAAGGGUCAUUGGUUUCCCAGAAGACAUUCAUGGUAUUAGUUGCAAGACUUGGAUUUUCUCCUCAAACAAAAUAACUCUUCCUGCCUCCCUUUCUCCCGCCAUCCAGCCCUCCAUCUCUAGUCUAUGCAUGUCAAGUAGGUGGGAUAGCAGAGCAAGAAAAAUGACAUUUUGGGCCCAGGUUCCUUACAGAACUGCUUGGUCAUUGAGGUCAUUUGAGGAAGCCCACUAGGGUGUCACCAGAGUGACUGUAUUUUGCACAAUUCAACAACAUACUGGAAAUGUAGGUUUGUACAAUUUAAGUGGAUUUGACAACAAAUUCACUUAAACAUGCACACACAGAGACUUUUUGUGGUUAGGAAAGUGACAAGGAAGUGCACAGAAAAGUGGGAUGGGAUGAACUAAUUAUUAACAGGAAGACAUGCAAACACACAGUGAACAAAGCACAGUGAGCACAGGAUAAAUAUUCAUUGUGGUAUAGCUAUGGUUGACGUGUUGGAAAAAACCCAGGCAUAUCCUCUUUUGGGGGCCAACAUGCCCAUCCUGGCAGAUUUUUACAUUUUGGGGUUUGGGCAUUUUGGGGGGCUGCGGCUCAGCUGGUUUGAUCUCAGGCUCGGUCUCAGGCUGCUCUACAAUGAGUGCACAAGGUUGCAGCCCAAAUCUCACACUGGACGAGAUAUUAAUACUGUAUCUACUUCUCUCACCUCUUCACAAAUCCCUUGUAUUAGAUGUUAUUUGAAUAUUAUUGCACACUAUCAGAAAGUCUAUCUCCCAACUAUGGAAAUUUUGCUGACUUCCCACUGAGCCUGCUAGAAAGAUAACGUGAGUCCACACUUACUGGAGCAAGAUCAGUUACUUCUCCAGGUUCCUGUCCAUCAACUAGCUGUCUCCACCCACGUACAUGCUUCACCAAGAACACAUAAAUAUACCCUUAAUGCAUAGCGUGGAAAAUAGGUAGACAUUAUCUCCUCUAAAUAUAACUCCACAACCAAACUAAAUUGUGCUACAUAACUCUGCAGGCAUCCGUCUCUGUUCUUGAAUCCCUUAUGGGGAGAAUUUAAACGUGGGAUGUGUAUUCCCCGCCCCCCCGCGCCUUCAGGAUAUGUUUCUAUCAACAUGAUGCUCUCCCCAUACACCCUCUAAAUCUAUUCUAGGGGUAGGCAACCUAAGGCCUGUGGGCUGGAUGCAGCCCAAUCGCCUUCUCAAUCCAGACUGCAGACGGUCCGGGAAUCAGUGUGUUUUUACAUGAGUAGAAUGUAAUUUUAUUUUAAAUGCAUCUCUGGGUUAUUUGUGGGGCCUGCCUGGUGUUUUUACAUGAGUAGGAUGUGUGCUUUUAUUUAAAAUGCAUCUCUGGGUUAUUUGUGGGGCAUAGGAAUCCGUUCAUUUUAUUUUCCAAAAUAUAGUCUGGCCCCCCACAUGGUGUGAGGGACAGUGGACUGGCCCAUGGCUGAAAAAGGUUGCUGACCCCUGCUCCAACCGUAUGGAGCAGAUUUGAGGAGGGAGGGGAAGGGAAGGGAAGGAAGGGAGGGAAGGUGAGUGAAGUCAUGUUCCAUAAGCAGAAAUCCCUGAGCUGAUGGGGUGUGUUAGCAGAAUACUACCCAAUACAUUGGACUCCUGUCCUGCCUCUGCUUAAGCGAAUUUAUCUAUAGAUUUUUCUCAGAUAUGUACCAUACUUUACAUAUCACUCCUUAUUUCUCAUGGCACAAAAAGCCUGAAAUACAUCAUUAUGCCUUCAACAUGGUUUGGAUGAGCUUCCUUGCCCCUUAGGGACAGUGAAUCCAUUAUUCUAAAAUGUCACUUCUUACACUGGAAUGCAUGCCAGUGGGGAUUCCCCCUGUCAUUGUGUGAAAUAUCUUCCCAUUAUUAUGCAAGUAUUGUCUGAGUGACACAAAAAGCUUCUCUCUUGUGUUGCAAAGAAGCGGCAGAGUCAGGCUUCCUGUUAAUGGAGGGUCAAGCAGAACCAAGAGGAAGGGUGAUCUGAGGCCUCUUCUCAGAAAGAAGAUAAUGUACAGCUGGAAAAGAGUAAGAAAGAGCGCAAACAAGUGAUCAUGAGGCCACAGCAACUCCCCUAUGAGGAUAGGUUGCAACCUUUGGGGCUUUUCAGUUGAGAAGGUGGUGCAUGACAGAGGUGUAUAAUAUUAUGUAUAUUGUGUAUUCUGUAUACUAUUAUGUAUACUUUGGGGCACUUAAUGAAGCUGAAUGUCGGAAGAAUCAGGACAGACCAAAAGAAGAACAUUUUUACACAGCAACUUGUUAAACAGUGGAACCUACACCCAUCUGCUGUAGUGAAGGCCACCUAGUGUGAUGGCUUUAAAACACAAUCAGACAAAUUCGUGAAUGAUAAGGAUAUCAGUGUCUACCAGCAAUUAUAGCUAUGUUCUCCUUCCACUGUCAGAGGCAGUAUACUUCUGAAUAUCAGUUGCUGAGAAUCCCAAGUGGUGACAGUGCAAUUGCACUCAUGUUCUGCUUGCAACCAUUCCAUAGGCAUAUCCUAAAAAGCUUACAAGAAGCUUGGCCUAUCGCUCAACAUCCCAAAGAACCAAAGUGCUGCACCAACAAGCACAAAACAACCCCUCUGCAGCACCACAAAUCCAACUUAAUGGUGUAACAUUGGAAAAUGCUGAUCACUUCUCCUACCUGGGCAGUAAUCUUUCCACAAGGGCCAACAUUGAUGCCGAAAUCCAGCAUCACCUGAGCUCUGCGAGUGCAGCUUUCUCUCGACUGAAGUGCAGUGUUUUAGGACCAGGACAUUCACAGGGAAACUAAAAUGCUUGUUUACAAAGCUAUUGUACUACCAACCUACUUGUGAAACAUGGACCACUUAUAAACACCAUCUCCAACUCCUCGAAAGAUUCCAUCAACGGUGUCUCCGAAAAAUCUUACACAUCACUUGGGAAGACAGGAGAACUAAUGCCAGUGUACUGGAAGAAGCAAAGAUCAUCAGUAUCAAAGCAAUGCUUCUUCAACAUCAACUUCAUUGGACUGGUCAUGUUGUUCAGAUACCUGAUUAUCGUCUUCCAAAGCAACUACUCUAUUCCAAACUUAAAAAUGGAAAGUGUAAUGCUGGUGGUCAACAAAGGGGGUUCAAAGACUCUCAAGAUAAAUCUAAAAAAAUGUAGUACAGUAUAAACACUGACAACUGGGAAACACUCGCCUGCGAGCGCUCCAAUUGGAGAAAAGCCUUUACCAAAGGUGUCAUGGACUCAAACUUAGGAUGAAAGGGAGAAACAUGCUAAGAGGAAGGCGCAUUUGGCAAAUCCUCACCAUAAUCAACUCCCUAAGUCCCCACUGUGGAAGGAUGUGUGGAUCCAGAAUUGGCCUCCAUAGUCACUUAUGGACUCACUGUUAAGUCUGUGUUCAUAGAAGACAAUCUUACUCAGCUAUGAGUGAUUGCCGAGGAAGAAGAAGAAGAAGAAGAAGAAGAAGAAGAAGAAGAAGAAGAAGAAGAAGAAG